UGAGUUCUCCCUCAUUCUCUCUUCCUUUUUACUCAUCGGGCCACCGCUGCCGUCUUCACCUCGCGCCGGCAUCAGCGGCGGCAGUGGAGCGGACGACGGCUUCGUGCCUGCCCUCGGUGCGUGGUGAAGGGGCGGUGGCGGUCGACGUGAUUCGGCUGGGUGCGCGCGACACCGCGUGUGGCGCUGCUCCGACUCGGCGGCGCGUGGACCAGGCCAGACUCGCCGCAUUCCGGUCACGACGCGCAUCCAGCUCUGCUGCAACUGCCGCUUUUUAUCAUCCACGGUCACCUGCGACAUUCCACAUACAGGCCAGGUCUGAACAGAGAAGUUACCUGCCACACAACAAGGAAAUCUGGUUCAAGCUCUACUGUUGUUUUAUAGAAGAAAGUUGGAGGCGGCAUUCGAAAAUCCAGCAGGUUCUUCUUCUGGGUAUGAAAAAAAAAUGACUAUAGAUUUCGUGGUCUGCCAUUGCUUUUCUAUUUCUUUGUGUUCUUGUUGUAUCGGAUGGCAUGAUUGGCAUCUAUUUCAAAAAGUCCAUAUACUUCAGCAAUUGACAGAUUUUGCUAUCAUACAAGUCAAUAACAAUAGGCAUCGAUUGCAAACUUUAGAGAUGGCGCCAAUUAACCUUAGACGUCAGCGGACAUUUGCAAACUUCACAAAAAAACCAGUUGAGCCUAGAUUCAUAGACUUCGACGACAUCGAAUAUUCUGAUACAUUCAGGACUUGUAGCAUCUGCGUGAGGGUAGAUGUCAAAUUCCCGGUUAAUCCGAGUGGUGAUAAGCUUCACUUCAUUCUUAUGGACAAAACUGGUGCCAAAAUCGAGGCUAUAGUUGCCGGAAAAGAUUUAGUGAAUAGAUUCAAUAUUACAUUGCACAUGGGUCGUAAGUACAUCAUUCAUGGUGUUACUAUGCGGCCUAACUUUGAAGAACUGGAGUGUAGAUACAUUCAACACACAUAUGAGUGUUCCUUCAGCGCAAGGACAUUUGUUGAGUCUCUCUCACUUCAAUUUCCAACAUAUCCCAAGCAUUUGAUGCCGUUCCAAGAAGUUCAGAGGUGUCCAAGAAACACUUUCGUAGACAUAAUUGGCAUAGUCGUUCAUUAUGAUGGACAUGAACGCAUUGGGGGAUACCCAGGUGCUGAAAUAUAUAGAGAGGUCACCUUCAUGGAUAUGUGGGGCAAACUUAUAGUUGUUGGGAUUUGGGGUGGCAACUUGAUUCAGAACUCAUAUAGGUGGUCAACAACUGAAGGCAAUAAAUCUAUUGUCCUUGCCACUAUGCUUCGUAAGGAUUGCAAAUACGGAAAUCUGGAAACUUCAAAUUACACCACCCUUGCAUUCAACCCGGAUCAUACUGCAGCACGCGCACUUGAUGAUAUUCACCAGAAAAUAAUAGGUGGGUUGAUUGAUAUGAAGUUUGUUCAGCAAUUUAUUGAGUGGAGGUGGGCUUUCCUAGCAAGCAAGUUGUCUACAAAGGAUCCCCGACACAGGAUGUAUACAAAGAAAGCUCGGCGCAUGUGA
This is a messenger RNA of Triticum urartu, 1516 nucleotides long. RefSeq lists its product as uncharacterized. The record is from RefSeq and is a predicted model, not a curated record. Lineage: Eukaryota; Viridiplantae; Streptophyta; Magnoliopsida; Poales; Poaceae.